This is a messenger RNA of Neoarthrinium moseri, 3354 nucleotides long. RefSeq lists its product as uncharacterized. Gene Ontology annotation, cellular component: nucleus. NCBI's taxonomy places the organism in Eukaryota, Fungi, Ascomycota, Sordariomycetes, Amphisphaeriales, Apiosporaceae. The transcript has a single exon. Bases 1 to 3354 code for a protein of 1117 amino acids. Gene Ontology annotation, molecular function: ATP binding; mismatched DNA binding; ATP-dependent DNA damage sensor activity. Gene Ontology annotation, biological process: mitotic recombination; mismatch repair. The record is from RefSeq and is a predicted model, not a curated record.
AUGGCCGGCUCUACUCAGGAGAAGAAGCCGAAGCUCGUCAAGCAGCAGUCAUUGACGAGCUUCUUUACACCAAAGGGCGGCAGCGCUCCGAAAACCCAGAGCCAACCCCAGAGCUCGCCGCUGGCUAGUCGCAACGAUGCCUCCGUAGCCUCGAAGAAGCGGCCACUCCAGACCGACAGUGACAACGGCAACGAGGGCCCUGCUCUCAGUCCCAAGCGCUCCAAGGUGGAUGAGGACUCGGCACAGAGCACCUUCUUCGCCAAGUCCCCGCCGAAACCUGCUGCAGCCAACGCAGCACACCCUCGGUCGAGUCCUCGCACACAACAAUAUGUCUACAAUCGAUCCAGUCAGGCAGACGGCGGUGGUAGUGUGGGUGAGGAGGAUGACGAGGCCGAGAAACGGCGCAAGGCACAACUGCAUGCCAAAUUCGUCAAGAAGCUCGGCCGCCCGGAUAGCAUGGCCCAGCUGAGGCGAAAGAACUUCCAGAUCGAUGACGAGACCCAGGCGCUGGACGGCGAAGAGGCCGAGGAAGCCGACGAGGAAGAAGCACCGCAGCCGCCCAAGGGGAAGAAGAAGGGUGCCAAGACGGGCAAGCUUACACCUAUGGAGCUCCAAUUCCUGGACAUCAAACGGAAGAACCUAGACACCCUGCUCAUCAUGGAGGUCGGGUACAAGUUCAGAUUCUUUGGCGAGGAUGCCAGGAUCGCUGCCAAGGAGCUGAGCAUCGUCUGUAUACCCGGCAAGUUUCGCUAUGAUGAGCACCCUUCAGAAGCACAUCUAGACCGAUUUGCCUCAGCGAGCAUUCCUGUCCACCGAUUGCCAGUCCAUGCUAAACGCCUCGUCGCCGCCGGACACAAGGUCGGUGUUGUACGACAGAUCGAGACGGCUGCACUCAAGAAAGCUGGCGAUAACAGGAACGCCCCCUUCGUACGGAAGCUCACCAACGUUUACACCAAGGGAACCUAUGUCGAUGAGAUUGGGGAGCUCGACCAGCAUGGGGAUAGUUCAGGGGCACCCUCGGGUGGUUACCUGCUGUGUAUCACCGAGUCCAAAGCCAAAGGCGGGGGCACCGAUGAGAAGGUGGAUGUGGGCAUCAUCGCCGUCCAGCCUGCCACAGGAGAUAUAAUCUACGACAACUUUGAAGAUGGCUUUAUGCGAGGCGAGAUUGAGACGCGGCUAUUGCACAUAUCGCCGUGCGAGUUUCUCAUUGUAGGCGAGCUGACCAAGGCGACCGAUAAACUCAUCCAGCAUCUUUCUGGGAGCAGCACCAAUGUCUUUGGGGACAGGUGCAGAGUGGAACGAAUACCCAAGUCCAAAACCAUGGCAGCAGAGGCCUAUUCCCACGUCACUCAGUUCUACGCAGGCAAGCUGAAGGAGAAUGCCGCCGGCAACGACAAGGCAGCCGCUCUACUGGAUAAAGUGUUGAAGCUGCCCGAACUCGUCACAAUUUGUCUGUCAUCGAUGAUCAACCACCUCAAAGAGUAUGGCCUGGAGCACAUAUUCGACCUGACUAAAUACUUCACAUCAUUCAGCGCUCGCUCGCAUAUGCUCAUCAAUGGCACGACACUGGAAAGCCUUGAGGUUUACCGCAACCAGACGGACCACUCUGAUAAAGGCAGUCUGUUCUGGGCACUCGACAAGACACUCACCCGCUUCGGUCAGCGUCUGCUCCGUAAAUGGAUCGGUCGACCACUCCUGGAUAAGGAGCGACUGGAAGAGCGGGUGUCUGCUGUCGAAGAAUUACUUCUCAACGCAUCUUCAUCUAGCGUUGAUCAACUCGAGCGCCUUCUAGUCAACACCAAAACCGAUCUUGAGCGUAGUCUGAUCAGAAUUUACUAUGGAAAAUGCACCCGGCCGGAGCUUCUGGCUGUGCUACAGACGCUGCAAAGAAUAUCUACCGAGUUCUCGCGAGUCAAGUCCGCCGAGGACACGGGAUUCAAGUCUCCAGCUAUCAGCAAUGCAAUCGCCUCCUUACCACAAAUUCUGCCGACUGUGCUAUCCUACCUUGAACGCAUCAACGCCGAGGCGGCCCGGAAAGACGACAAAUACGCCUUCUUCCGAGAAAACGAUGAGACCGAAGCCAUAACGGAUCACAAGCUCGGCAUCGCUUGUGUGGAGCAGGAACUCGAUGCCCACCGCAAAGUUGCUGCUGAGAAGCUCAAGAAGAAGAGUCCUGUUCAGUACGUCACGGUGGCCGGCAUCGAAUACUUGAUUGAGGUGUCAAAUACCGACCUCAAAAAUGUGCCAGCAUCGUGGGCCAAGAUCUCGGGCACCAAGAAGCUCUCACGGUUUCACACCCCGGAGGUGGUACGAAUGAUACUGGAGCGAGACCAGCAUAAGGAGUCGCUCGCCGCGGCAUGCGAUGUUGCAUUCUCGGACCUCCUGGCCUCAAUAGCGUCCGACUACCAGGCGUUGCGCGACGCGGUGUCUGCGCUGGCCACCCUCGAUUGUCUUUUGUCGUUGUCCAAAGUGGCCGCUUUGCCGGGAUACAGCAAGCCGCAGUUCCUCCCCGCCGACUCGCCGCCCACUAUCAGCAUCAGCGAAGGUCGCCACCCGAUCGCCGAGCACACCCUCAUGACGUCCUACAUCCCCUUCUCGACCAGGCUGUGCUCGCCCGCCCCUCUGGCCCAGCUGAUUACGGGCCCCAAUAUGGGCGGCAAGUCGUCGUACGUCCGGGCCGUGGCGCUCCUCACACUGCUGGCCCAGAUUGGCUCCUUCGUCCCGGCCGCCGCCAUGCAGCUCACGACCGUCGACGCCAUCUACACGCGCAUGGGCGCAUCGGAUAACAUUUUCACUAACGAGUCGACCUUUAUGGUCGAGGUGAACGAAACCUCGCAGAUCCUGCGCUCCGCUACGCCGCGGUCGCUAGUGAUUCUGGACGAGCUAGGCCGUGGCACCAGCACCCACGAUGGUGCCGCCAUCGCCCAGGCGGUUUUGCAGCACGUCGCCGAGGAGGUCGGGUGCCUGACGCUGUUCAUCACGCACUACCAGAGCCUCAGCCAGGUCGCCGACGGCAUCGAGGGCGGCAAGGUCCGGAACGUGCACAUGAAGUUCACGGCUAGCAGGCAUGGGCAGGUCACUGAGGACGACGAUGCCGAGUGGGACGGGGACGAGGAGAUCACCUUUCUCUACGAGGUCGGUGAGGGCGUCGCGCAUCGAUCGUACGGCCUAAAUGUCGCCCGGCUGGCGCGGAUCCCACGGAAGGUUCUCGAUGUGGCUGCCAGGAAAUCGAGGGAGCUGGAGGAUGAGAUCAAGAUGCGGAGGUUGGGGGGUGCGGCGAGGCUCUUGCUGGAUGUCCUCCAAGACGGCCCUGGCCAAUUGGAUCACCUUAUAUCCAGUGUUGAACAGCUGUAG